AUGGAUAAAUACGUUAAAGUGCGAAAGAUCGGAGAAGGAUCCUUUGGCAAAGCAAUUCUUGUCAAAGCUAAAGAAAAUGGACAACACUACGUUAUUAAAGAAAUAAAUAUCUCUAAGAUGUCAAAUAAGGAGAGAGAAGAAUCAAGGAGAGAAGUUGCUGUAUUGGCUAACAUGAAACAUCCAAAUAUUGUCCUGUACAGGGAGUCAUUUGAAGAAAAUGGCUGUCUCUAUAUCGUGAUGGAUUACUGCGAAGGAGGAGACUUAUUUAAAAAAAUAAAUGCCCAGAAAGGAACCUUAUUCUCUGAAGAUCAGAUUCUCGAUUGGUUUGUACAAAUCUGUUUAGCACUAAAACACAUACAUGACAGAAAAAUCUUGCAUCGGGACAUAAAGUCACAGAAUAUAUUUUUAACCAAAGAUGGAACAAUACAGCUGGGAGAUUUUGGGAUCGCCAGAGUUCUUAACAGUACUGCAGAGUUGGCUCGCACUUGCAUAGGAACGCCGUACUAUUUGUCACCUGAAAUAUGUCAGAACAAACCUUACAACAAUAAAAGUGAUAUCUGGGCCCUCGGUUGUGUUCUCUAUGAAAUGUGCACACUGAAACAUGCGUUUGAAGCUGGUAACAUGAAGAACUUAGUACUGAAGAUAAUCUCUGGACCUUUUCCUCCUGUUUCUAUGCAUUACUCCUAUGACCUACGUAAUCUUCUGUCACAGCUAUUUAAAAGGAAUCCUAGGAACAGACCAUCAGUAAACUCCAUUUUGGAGAAAAACUUUAUAGCCAAACGGGUGGAAAAAUUUCUUACGCCACAGCUUAUUGCAGAAGAAUUCAACCACAAAAUCUUCCAAAAGUUUGGACCACAUGCCGCACCAG
Eurypyga helias (sunbittern) is the source of this 868-nucleotide messenger RNA. Its product is annotated as serine/threonine-protein kinase Nek1-like. Gene Ontology annotation, molecular function: protein kinase activity; ATP binding. Gene Ontology annotation, biological process: protein phosphorylation. The transcript has 9 exons. NCBI's taxonomy places the organism in Eukaryota, Metazoa, Chordata, Aves, Eurypygiformes, Eurypygidae. The annotation marks the transcript as partial. The record is from RefSeq and is a predicted model, not a curated record.